AUGUACAACGCCGAUAUAUUCUGUACAGAGUGUGGGAUAACCCUGGGUGCUUCCCUUCACAAUGUCCUCAGCCGUGUUAAAGCCCAUCCCCAAACAUACCCCGCAAUUGACCUGGCGUACUCGUCCUCGGAUCCCUUGCGCAAGCCAGUUGUCCUACAGCUUCCGUCGAAUGGUCUUCGCCUACGAUUCGAUGGCCCUGACCAGAGACUGCGUCUGAUUGAGGUACUCGACUUCACCAAGAUAUCGAUGGUUUACAAGAACCAAGACGUGGUUAAGGGUACGAAGGAGCAAACGCCGUCCCAACAGGGUCCUAGCUUCCGUCAUGUCUACAACCGUCUCUUCGGUCCAUCGUACCCGGGUGAAUAUAUACCUCCAACCUCUCACACCCCAUAUGGUACUUAUGUCCUCUCGUAUCCCGGGGUCGCAUUCUCCUUCCCGCUGCAGAACUCGGCGUAUUCGGACCAAUGUGACUUUGUAGCAUUGCUCUCAUCCUCAGCAGCACUACCAGCCACGUCUAUGGCGAUUUAUCAGGGCUCAUCGUGGCCGGAAUCCAGGUCUAAAUUGUUCACACAGCCUCCUCAGUAUCCUCGUUCUCCAGCACUGGUCGGGAAGAAUAGGGAAGCGUCUCCAGAUGAGAUCGAGGAGUUCAAUGUCUUGGGAGCUGGAAAGAUUGAGGUUUUCCGAAGGUCAACUCCUACCACAUACAUCUCUCUCUCCGAGACCACACCUCAAGACUUGAUUGCAGAGUUUGGACCACCUGAUGCCAUUUAUCGUAAGAAUGAUCGAAGAAUUUCAAUCCACCGUGCUGCAGGCGGCGGUGGUGGUGGUGGUGCAGAUGCUUUGCAUAUGAGUCCAUCCCCAGCCAGAGGGAUUGAUGUUACUGAUACCGACCAGUCUUCAAACAACAGCAUGACUGAUGAUUCAGACGAGGAUAUUUCCCAUGGAGAAACCUUGGACCCUUCCUCAAUGCCCACAGAAUGCUUCUAUAAUUAUUUCCACCAUGGAUUUGAUGCUUUUAUCAGCUUCCCUACCACGCCUGGCCCUGCAUUUCCAGGGUCCGAUCUAUCUGAUCCAGCACCUCCAACUCCAUCGUCUCAAUUGGUCGUCACAAAGAUCAUCCUACAUGGGAACGUCCCGGGCUCGUAUCCAUUCAACCGCCAUCGGCGCAGUCGUUGGACUAUCUACUUUGAUGCGCAUGGUGAAUCCGUCACUUCAGAGACCCCGUAUGACGAGAUCUCAUCGCGGCUUAGAGACGUUUGGAAGGGAUCGUACGCGAACGCUGCAGAGGAGCGAGCGCUUCAACGCCCAAUGGUGCUGAAUCGUGGCUGGGGCGACAGCCCGGAAAGCAGCGUUGAAUUCCUUGGCGGCUGGGAAGAGAGUACCGGCCGGGGACCGAGAGCUGGUGGCGACAGCCAGGAUGGGGGUCUAGGUAAUACCGAGUUGUUUGGAUUUCCUGGGCUUCUAUUUGAAGUCAUGAAGAACGGCGCAGCCAGCGCCGUUCUGAACAGGACAUGCUUCUUCAGAGGUAGUAUGCCAGAAUUGCCGCGGACGCUCACACGGUCCUGGUCGUCGACACUCAAGCUCCCCAAGUCGACGUUCCCGGCGCGUGUGCCCCCGGCCGAUCAAGCAAAAUACCUGCAGCGAUGCACCAACGAGCUAUACGCCUGGCAAUGCCGCGAACGACCCGCCGAUCGACCCUUUGUCCUACAUGAUGGACCCCCGUACGCGAAUGGCGAGCUUCACAUUGGUCAUGCGCUGAAUAAGAUUCUCAAGGAUAUCAUCUGCCGAGUACAGCUGGGGCGGGGGAAGAGAGUGCGCUAUGUGCCUGGAUGGGACUGUCAUGGAUUGCCUAUCGAAUUGAAGGCGCUACAAGGCGAGAAAGAUGCCGGACUGGUGGCAAAUGGGCCCGUCAGUGCGGCGGUGAUUCGCAACAAGGCAAGGAAAUUGGCCGGGAAGGCGGUUAAAGAGCAGAUGAAGGGAUUCCACGGGUUCGGUGUUAUGGCUGACUGGGAGAGUCACUGGAAGACUAUGGAUAAGGAAUUUGAGAAGAGACAAUUAGGUGUUUUCCGUGAAAUGGUUGAUAAGGACUUGAUCUAUCGAAGGUUCAAACCUGUCUAUUGGUCUCCGUCUACUGGUACGGCGCUGGCAGAAGCUGAAUUGGAGUACAAAGAAGAUCAUGUGUCUACCGCUGCUCUGGUUAAGUUUCCGCUCGUUUCCAUUCCGCCUCACUUGUUGCAGAAUCCUUUACUUCGCGAUAAGGAGGUUAAUGCUGUUAUCUGGACAACCACGCCCUGGACGCUGCCGGCCAAUGCUGUGAUUGCGGUUCAUGAAUCUCUGCGAUAUACCAUCGUCGAGUCGGACACAUGCGGGUACCUACUCAUUGCGCAAUCUCGGUUAGAAUAUCUUCAGAAUAUUCUGAAGGAGAACUUAUCCGUCAUUGUGCCGUCGAUUCUUGGCUCAGAGCUGGCAGAUCGGACUACGUACCGGCCGCUUUUCAAGGGACAAGAUGCUCAGCCCCAGCCCAUGAUUGCGGCGGACUUUGUGACUGCAGAUUCUGGAUCUGGACUCGUUCACUGCGCCCCUGGUCAUGGUAUGGAUGACUACGAAGCUUGUGCGUCUCAUGGAAUUGCCGCAUUCGCCCCGGUCAAUGACCACGGAGAAUUCACCAACGAGGCCAUGCCCAUCGAUCCCAGCAGAUUGAGCGGCAAGAGUGUCCUUGGAGAGGGAAAUGUCGCUGUUUUGGAAUAUGUCAAGUCGCAGGGCCAGCUCUUGGCGCAGCACCGGUACGAACACAAGUACCCGCACGACUGGCGCUCUAAGCUCCCGAUCAUCAUCAGAGCUACUGAGCAAUGGUUUGCCGAUGUUGGAGAUAUUCGCGACAGCGCUGUCAAAGCUCUGCAAGACGUCCACUUCCUUCCUCAGUCUGGAAAACAACGGUUAGAGAACUUCGUCAAGAAUAGAAGCGAAUGGUGUAUCUCUCGUCAGCGUGCAUGGGGUGUCCCCAUUCCUGCGCUCUACCACCGUGACACGGGCGAAGCUGUGCUUACCAAGGACAGUGUAUCGCACAUCAUGUCUGUGAUUGAUGAGCGCGGUGUCGAUGCCUGGUGGACGGACGAUGCGGACGAUUCUGCAUGGAUUCCUGCGUCUCUGCAAGAUGCUUCUGGUUCCGGGUACCGACGCGGGACAGACACCAUGGACGUCUGGUUUGACAGCGGUACCAGCUGGUCCGAAAUCGAAGGACUCGCUCAGGACAAGGGUCAUCUCGCGGAUGUUUACCUCGAAGGAACUGACCAGCACCGUGGCUGGUUCCAGUCAGGACUGCUCACGUACGUCGCACACCAGCUUGCUUCAGGUCAGACGAGUGCUCCUGCCGCGCCGUUCAAAACCCUGGUCACCCAUGGCUUCACCCUUGACGAAGACGGUCGCAAGAUGAGCAAGUCGAUUGGCAAUGUGGUGGAACCGAAAGCCAUUAUGGAUGGAACCCUCCUGCCACCACUCAAGCAAAAGAAGGGCAAGAAGAAGCAGUCAGAGAAUGCAGCCCCUGUCUAUGAUGCUCUUGGUCCCGACGCGCUUCGCAUGUGGGUUGCUAGCAGUGACUACACGAGGGACGUGGUUGUUGGAAAGCAGGUCCUCCAGACAGUCAACACUAGUCUGCACAAGUACCGUGUCACCUUCAAGCUUCUGCUCGGAGCUCUUGCAGACUUCCCCAUGGACCGUAUACUCCCGUACGACCAGCUGCAGAUGAUUGAUCAGAUCGCCCUCAUGCAUUUGUCUGAUAUGGUCGUCACUAGCCAAAAGGCCUGCGAGAACUUCGAGUUUCACAGAGCCGUGAACACCAUUAACAGAUGGGCCAAUCUUGAGUUCUCUGCAUUCUACAUGGAGUCUAUCAAGGACCGUCUUUACACUUACGGAGAGGAUAGCGUCAGCAGACGUGCCGCGCAGACAACGUUGUUCCACAUCUACAACCACCUGCAGGAAGUUCUUGCCCCGAUUACGCCGAUGCUCAUCGAAGAAACCUGGGAACAUGCUCCUGAGGCGGUUAAAUCGCAACGCGAACACCCCCUGAAACGCAUCGUUUCCUCUCCUGCGCCCGAAUGGCAGAAUCCUGCUCUCGAGAAUGACUACCAAGAACUAAUAGCCGCUCACUCGGUGAUCAAGACAGUGCAGGAGAACGCACGAGGCAAGAAAGAGCUGGGUUCGUCUCUUCAAUCGUUUGUCCACAUCGUACUUCCGGGUAAGAACAUCACCAGCUCCGUUUUGCAACGAUACUUGUCAGAACUCCCUGACCUAUUCGUGGUUUCCUCUGUGACCCUGAGUGCAGAGGGUGAGCCUACUCCCUCGAGUAUCCAGAAUGCGGAAUGGCAUUACACAGGGCAGUUUGAACUGCCUAGUGGCCAGAAGGGAACUGUGUAUGUGUACACGCCACAGGACGUGAAAUGUCCUCGAUGCUGGAGGUAUGCUGUGCCGGAACCGCCGGCAGCGGAGCAGGAAGAGGAAAGACUAUGCGAUCGGUGCGACGAGGUUGUUCGUGACCUUGAUGCCAACGCUGCAUGA
Molecule: messenger RNA, 4554 nt
Organism: Aspergillus ruber CBS 135680
Lineage: Eukaryota; Fungi; Ascomycota; Eurotiomycetes; Eurotiales; Aspergillaceae
Product: isoleucine--tRNA ligase ISM1
Exons: 4
Coding region: 1-4554 (1517 amino acids)
Biological process (GO): isoleucyl-tRNA aminoacylation
Cellular component (GO): cytosol
Molecular function (GO): ATP binding; tRNA binding; aminoacyl-tRNA deacylase activity
Source: RefSeq, a predicted model, not a curated record